Molecule: messenger RNA, 3717 nt
Organism: Ailuropoda melanoleuca (giant panda)
Lineage: Eukaryota; Metazoa; Chordata; Mammalia; Carnivora; Ursidae
Gene: LRRC27
Product: leucine rich repeat containing 27
Exons: 11
Coding region: 1805-3148 (447 amino acids)
Cellular component (GO): cytoplasm
Molecular function (GO): protein binding
Source: RefSeq, a predicted model, not a curated record
UGCGGACAUAAGCGGCUUUUACUUGGAGUCCUCUCUCUAGGAGAGAGUUUCCAGGAUGAGAUAGAAGAGGGUUGACUCGGGGUCUCCUGUGGCAAGCACACCACAAAAUGAGAAAUUCCGGUAGGGGGAGCAGCCAGUGGAAAUACCUGUGGAGUCAGACUGUGAUAUCUAUCCUGUCUUCUUGGGAAAGUCUUAAGCACCAAAAAGCCCAUGGUAGAAACCACUGCCGAGAACACCCUUGAUCUCCUAUUUAAAACAUCCCCCCUAAAAGCUCCCAUGCGGUGUUUCUCAGCCCUGCCUUGCUGACGUCACACGCUGACUUUCCCCUGUGCCCAGUGCCUUGCCAGGCCCCUGCCAGCUGCUAAACUAGCGGUACCAUCUCAUCCCCUGCAGUUUCUAGAACGAGGUUCCGUCAGAGCACAGUGUUGGCAUGAGGGGCAAGAGUGCAGGGCUCGGCUAGGACUCACAUAAUCCCUUAGACCUCGUUUGUCUUCAUCUGGAGCGCGAGAGUGAGAUUGUUCUUGUGGGAUAUCACAAGAAUUAAACUGUGACACGCGUAAAGCGUGGUAUCUGCAGGACACGUGAACCAUUGCGCCGUUAAGGAGUAGGCGGACGUCUCCGAGGGCUUGCACAGAGCUGCACGCUGGGGUGUUAGGUGGCUGUCGUGUGUCACAUGCUGUGCGUUUGCGGUCACAGCCGGCACUGCACCUGUUUUCUCUUCCCCAAGUGCCGACCUCUUGGAGCGAAUUCCUGGGUCAUUAGGGCCGCCCUGUCUGAGGGCAAAUGCUCCCAACCGUGAACGAAGACUCCCAACACGCCAUGAGAUUUAUGGGACCUCUGCCCAUAAAGGAAGAAGGGGGAAAUUCGAAAACCGUUCUUCAGGCUUGAUACAGAAAUGUCAUAACUGUUCAUGCCUCUCGGAAAACAGAGACGCGACUAUAAAUGUUAUUACCAUGGCAACCAAUCAUGGAGUGAGGUGGCUGCUCGGCGCUGUGGGUUACAGGCGCGUGUGCCGGCGACGCAGCGAUCUCUGGAGUCACCAGUCGCACGUCCAGAGACGCGUGCGGUCAUGGAGCACAGGGAGGCCAUCUUCGCACAGUCCCACCGGACCCAAGAGGAGGGGUGGGCUUCUGCGGUUGCAGUCAGCUCGCCGUUGACUCGAACGGCCCUUUGCACAGAGCAGCGCCUUGUCUUCUGCCUCUUGCGGCAUUUGGGAGGGUCUGUGGCGUCCGAGCUGAGCGCUACAGCCAGCUUGCCCUGAGAGACAGCAGGCCUGAGGAGCGCGGAGGUCACGCUGCAGCCGAGGCCAAGAGCGGGCUGGCGUCGAGGUGCACACACGCUGUGCGUGCAGAAUCGCCCGACCGUGGCCAGGUGACUGCCAGCGGCCAGCAGGGUUGACUGGCCACGCCUCAGCUAGCUGGAGAUCGCGCUUUCCACGCGCUGGUGAAACUCUUGCCCUACCCUGUGAAGGGACUUGGCAGACGGCAUUGGAGGCAGGGCUGGGAGUCGUGAUGCUGCGGCCGAAGGGGGCGGCUGGCAGCACGGGCCGCGCUCGGUACUCCUCAGUCAUGAUGGCUGGUUCUUGCUGGCCCUCCCCUGUGCCAGGCGCUGCUCGCUUGGUGCACCUGGGCAGCAAUUGCAUCUUCAAAGAAAUGCCCUCUGCGAGAUUCCUAAAGAUUUCUUCCAGUUACUGCCAAACCUGACUUGGCUGGACCUCCGCUAUAACAGAAUUAAAGCGCUUCCUUCUGGGAUUGGGUCUCACAAGCAUUUGAAAACUUUGCUUUUAGAAAGAAAUCCUAUCAAAAUGUUACCUGUGGAGCUGGGGAACGUGACCUCACUGAAAGCGCUGAACCUGAGACACUGUCCUCUGGAGUUCCCCGCUCCGCUCGUGGUGCAGAAGGGACUGGGCGCUAUCCUGGCCUUCCUGCAGAUCUAUGCUGCCCAGCAUUCUGUCCCCCGAGAUUUAACUUCCCAAGCGAUUUCACCAGUUACAACGAUGAGCCUAAGUGAGCUGUCACAGCCCUCGUUGUAUUUAUCUGAAGAAGAAACUGUGCCUGACCCAGAUGCCAUUAAUUCCCAGGAUCAGAAGGGGUUGUUAAAAGAAAAGGCAGACUUUUUCCCGCCUGUUGAGAAGCUGGACCUGAGCGAGCUGAGAAAGUCCACUGACUCCGCGGAAGACUGGCCGGGUGAGGAAGAAAUCAAGCGCUUCUGGAAGCUGAGGCAGGAGCUCGUUGAGCACGAACAGGCCAAAGUGCUCGAAAACCAGCUCCUAGCGGUGGAGUUACCUCCAAAUCUCAGGGCGGCGUUGAACACGAAGGAUGGAGAGCACGCCAGCCCGAGACGCGUGUCCAGCGCGUGCCAUCCGAGGCUGAGUGGGCAUCGCAAGAGCUGUGAUUGUAGAAGGAAGACGCCCUCCGUCAGGAGCGUCCUACCUGCCCUGGCACCACGGCGGCUUCCUACCAGGAGGCCCCAGGAGAGCAGGGCCGUGGCCGACCGGGAGUGCCGGGAGAAGCAGGCGGUGGUGGAGCAGUGGAGACGAGAUGAACGAGCACCGCGGGGGUGGAGGGAGCACGCCUGGACCAGGAGGACCGUGGAGGAAGCGCCGAGCAAGCCCCUGCCUCCUUGGCGGAGUCUGGGGGCCUCAAAGAUUCCCUUUCCCACGGAUUUGAUAGAUAAUGAGAAAAUGCCCGUGAAUUCAUCCAGAAAAAUGAGGCCAAGCAAAGAGAAGUCAUCACAAGCAAGUAAACACAAGAGGCCCACACUCCGGAUGAACCCCCAGCCCCGUGGAUGUGUCCCCUCACAGCUCGUGAGCGCCGCUGUCAGAAAGCCCACAGCCUCCGCCCACCCUGUAAGCAGGGCUUUACUGAGAACCAGUGCCUUCCGAGAGGGGCAUCUAGAAGAAAGCCUAAAACAGCACAUUCAGAAAGCACAAGAAGGCAGGAAAGGGCUUCAGGGGAUGGAGCCGCUGGGGGAAGUCAGGCCGGCUGCACGGGACUUGGAGACCGCUAGAAAGCUGCAGGACGAAGUGAGGAAACUGAGACUGGGACCGACCUGGGCUAGAAGCCACCAGUUCACAGCUCUGGCUGGACAGCUGCCACUCCAGCCCCCUGCGUCCUGGCCUUGGAAUAUACUGUUUAACAUGAAAUAGGAGGAGUCUGAGAAAGCUGACAGAUGCUAAUGAGCGAGCAUCCCCUGUGCUGACUGAGGAGCUGGUUUAGAGCUCUUGAGCCCGCCGGGUGCCCCUCCCACACGCGUCUGGGGGGCGGGUCCAACGCCACCCCCGGGCUGUCUUUCACGGCCUCCAAUGUGUGGCUCUUCCGGAGGCCAGGCCGUACGCAGUUUACGCUGGAUUAAAGGAGAGAAUACCGUAAACGAGCCGCACGGUUUUCACUCCCGUGCCUGCGUCUCUGCCCAUCUGGCUGACGGCAUGUUUGGGUGUCAGCCCCCGUCCCCCCCACCUCUGCCGCCCUGGUCACCCACGUGACCCUCGUAUCCACUGACUCAUGCGUUUUAGUGGGAGGGGGUCAGAAGUCCGUGAGCCACCUCUCCGCACUGGCACUGCUGUCCUUUGGCCUCACCCUUUGUGCUGGCACACCUCGGCCUCUGUCCGCCCUUCACAGCCCACCCUCACCCAGGCCAGCCGGACCCUGCCUGACUUACUCUCCACGGGACCGCGGGAUUGAGUGUUAAAUAAAUCCCAGGCCUUAACCUUGAAAA